Molecule: messenger RNA, 954 nt
Organism: Desarmillaria tabescens
Lineage: Eukaryota; Fungi; Basidiomycota; Agaricomycetes; Agaricales; Physalacriaceae
Product: ribonuclease H-like domain-containing protein
Exons: 2
Coding region: 1-954 (317 amino acids)
Biological process (GO): nucleobase-containing compound metabolic process
Molecular function (GO): nucleic acid binding; 3'-5' exonuclease activity
Source: RefSeq, a predicted model, not a curated record
AUGUCAGCCAGCGAAUACGUUCUAUGCGCCGACGGCGGGGCCGUAGCAGCAGCCGUGCCAGUUCUCUCCAGCUACUCACAUCUCGUAGUAGACUGUGAGGGAGACCAGCUCGGCUGUAAUGGCGGGCGUCUGUCUCUUCUGACGAUAUCGCCCAUCCGAUCCGCUUCCGACCAUGUACCCGCCUACAUAUUCGACCUCCUCAGGGUGAAGAAGAAGAAUAUGCGGCGGGUAUUUGAUCUCAGAAAUGCAUCCCGUGUGAAGAUAUUCUUUGAUGGAAGGAUGGACUAUAGUGCGCUCUGGCAUGAGUAUGGCGUCCCCAUAGUUGGUGUCAUCGAUCUCCAACUCGCAGAUUUGUAUUCCCGUCAGAAGCGUAGGGAGACAGAUUCUAAGCGGUUAGAGCGCCUUCGUGCGUAUCUUCCGCAAAGCAUGAUCACAAAAAAUCUACACGAGUGUCGAGCACUCACUCGCAUGUCGAGUCUGGCAAGCUGCGUUCAAGAACAUUUGCAAACCAAUGAGAGUAAAGGCAGUGUCGACCAUAAGAGAUGGCUCGAACGACCAUUAUCCUCAGAACAACUCGGUUACGCCGCCCAGGAUGUACUUCUCAUAGGAAGAAUCUACGAGCACUUCAAAGCCCAAAAUUACCUCGCAGAAAACCUCCCAGAGCAGAGCGAGCAGUACAUCACUUUCUGGAAAGGCGGAAAAGCGGACAAAGACCGGUAUUUCAACUCUCACUGCCUGCUACCUUUGGACAUCAUUGACUAUGAUGCGAGAAGGCCCACAAAGAGGUGUGAUGGGUGCGAACGACUUUUAUCCGUCCAUUGUUUCCCCCGAAAAACCACCAGCUCAGAGGAAAUUUAUUGUUGGGUAUGCAACGCCAUUCUGCGGAAGAAGGCGUACGAAAAACGAAACUAUAUCAACUCAAAGCGUGGUGGUAGACGGGGCCGUCGGCGUUGA